This is a messenger RNA of Eimeria necatrix, 822 nucleotides long. RefSeq names its product ftsH protease, putative. Gene Ontology annotation, cellular component: chloroplast thylakoid. Gene Ontology annotation, molecular function: ATP-dependent peptidase activity; metalloendopeptidase activity; ATP binding. The transcript is spliced from 5 exons. The record is from RefSeq and is a predicted model, not a curated record. Lineage: Eukaryota; Apicomplexa; Conoidasida; Eucoccidiorida; Eimeriidae. Gene Ontology annotation, biological process: proteolysis. The annotation marks the transcript as partial.
AUGCUGGAGUACUACGCCUCGCGCAUGCAACUCUCGCCCGAUGUGGACUUGACUCUUUAUGCUUCUUUGACUUCGGGUUUGACUGGAGCUGAAGUUGCAAACCUUUUGAACUUGGCAGCAAUUCGAGCGGCCAGCAGCGGCAAAAAAGAGGCAAACCACGUUUUAGGGUUUAGGGUGACGAAUGCUGAAAUUGAAGACAGCUUCGACAGACUCAAAGUUGGAAACAAAAGAAGUUCCGCGUCUUUGCAACUUGAAGAGAAAACAGUCACUGCUUUUCACGAGGGCGGCCACGCGCUGAUGACUCUGUACUCCUCGCACGCGCCUUCGCUGCACAAAGCCUCCAUUCUCUUCAGAGGAGAAGCUUUGGGGGUCACUUGGCAAACUCAGAAAAAAGAAAAGUACACGGAAAGGUUUACGGACUACUUCGACCAGCUUAAAAUUCUGCUGGCAGGAAAAGCAGCAGAAGAAAUAAAAUUUGGAAAAGAAAAAGUUUCCACAGGAUGUCUUAGUGACUUGCAAAAAGCCACUCAAAUGGCCCGCCACCUCGUGACUUCGUUCGGCGUAGGCCUGGAGGUCAGCAGCAGCAACAGCAGCAGCAGCAGCAGCAGCAGCAGCAGCAGCAGCAGCAGCAGCAGCAGCAGCAGCACGUGGAGCCUGGGGGGGGCCUCCAGCGUUUGCCUGGAUGCAGUGGAGACUCAUUUGCUGUCGGAGACAAUUAAAGAAAAAAUAGAAGCAGCAACGCAGCAGCUGCUUGCUGCUGCUUUUAAGGAAGCAAAAGCUGUUCUUAAGGAGAAGCAGCAGGAACUAGAACGAGUCGCGCAG